CCGGAGGGCGAGGGAAGGUGAUGAGCCUGGGGAGCCUGGGACGCCUGGUCUGGGAGGGAGGGAGGCUGAGCCCCUGAGGUUCGCGAGGCCGCGCGGCCGCGCCGGGCCUGCUUGGCCGGGUGUCCACGCGGGUCGGAGAGUCCCGUCAUGUUCACACACGCGGUAACGCGCGCCUUGCGCAAGAACAAGACCCUUCGCUACGGGGUGCCCAUGUUGUUGUUGGUUGUUGGAGGUUCUUUUGGUCUUCGUGAGUUUUCACAAAUCCGUUAUGAUGCUGUGAAGAUUAAAAUUGAUCCUGAAUUAGAAAAAAAACUGAAAAUGAAUCAAGUGUCACUGGAAUCAGAGUAUGAGGUGCCUCACGUGCUGCUACUAAUGGCUCACACAUGCAACAAUUUCUGGAGGCUUGCCCUUAGUGGAGCAACAUUACCAGGAGGUAUCUGGAAGUUAUGCACCACUCAUCCCUGUAACAGUCAGUAAACAGUGACUGCCUUAUGCCUGAUAUGGAGCUACAAAAGCCUCACUUCCUUGUCUCAAUGUGCAAAGACUGUGGUGUGGUAUAUGCAUGAGAGCUCCUGGAGAUUUCAGGCUGAGGCUACACCAAGCAUGUCAGACUUGCAGCCUGUGGGCCGCAUGCAGCCCACAAUGAAUAUUUUUGCGGCCUAGCCAAUAUCACG
Molecule: messenger RNA, 674 nt
Organism: Myotis lucifugus (little brown bat)
Lineage: Eukaryota; Metazoa; Chordata; Mammalia; Chiroptera; Vespertilionidae
Product: cytochrome c oxidase assembly protein COX16 homolog, mitochondrial
Exons: 4
Coding region: 148-477 (109 amino acids)
Biological process (GO): mitochondrial respiratory chain complex IV assembly
Cellular component (GO): mitochondrial inner membrane
Source: RefSeq, a predicted model, not a curated record